UUUAAUCGUGGAUUUUAGCACCACCAGGAACAUUGGUAUGUGAAGAUUCGCAGGCAGUAAUAGUCAUUCUACAACAACAGCAUCAGCUGAAUUUGGGGGUUCUUAAAUGGAUCUAUUUUGGGGGUUCUUUGAUGCAAAUCUAAAUUUUUCUUGACAAUUUGAUUCUCAUAUUAAGAACUGACAGCAACAAGGUUCCAAAACGAGAUGAAAUUCGGUGAGUCGAUGGUGUUUACACAACAACAUCGAUGGGUUUCUGGUUUUGGAGAGCAAUUAACAACAACAAGUUUCUCGUAUCAUAGAAAUUUCACAAGUUUGUCGUUGUAAUUUCUUGAAAUGUAGACUACAAGUUUCUCUUACCAGAGAAAUUUCACAUCAAAAGCAAAUUUGGAACCAAAAAGAUGUCGGCUGCCGUACAGGAAACAACUUGAGCAACCACCAUUGAUUUGAGGGAUGAAUGGUGACUGAUUAGUGAAUGUAUGUGUAUUUGAGAAGGUACACGAGAAUUGGUUUAUCUCCAAUUCGAUUGCAGGUUAAAGGGGAGCUCAUACAACAACAAAAUAGCCAUCUCUGAGUUCCCAGUUUCACACACACAAAGGUGUUCGACAGAAAGCCUGAACGACAGUUCAGGUCUUGAAGUAGUCAUUUCACGUCUCUUCCUAUCAAUUUCAGUCUCCUCGUAUCUUUCUUCUUCCUUGGAUUAACUGGGGUAUUUGGGAACCAGCUGUUGUUCUUAAUGGGGCUUGGAUAUACAAAUCCAACAUAUGCUGCUGCUGUUCAGCCUGCAAUCCCUGUGUUUACUUUUGUUUUAGCAGCUUUCAUGGGCAACGAAAAAGUGAAUCUGAUGAAAAUUGGAGGUCAACUCAAGGUUGGGGGCACAAUAGUAUGUGUUUCUGGAGCUAUAUUAAUGGUUUUUUUCAAGGGACCAUCUAUAUUUGGAGAGGAUGUUACUGAAUUGUUGCACGGAGCAGUGGCGGCGAAUGAUUUAAUUGCCGGGGCACAACCAGAACCUGCUGGAGGGUUGAUUUCGGGUUUGUUGGGUAUUGGUCUUACCAAGUUUCACAUUGGGAUGCUCUGCUUGAUUGGGAACUGCUUUUGUAUGGCUGUUUAUCUAUCCUUCCAGGCUCCGCUGCUACUGAAGUAUCCGGCCAGUCUUUCAGUGACUGCAUACUCAUACUUUUUUGGUGCAAUGUUUAUGGUUAUUGCUGGAAUAUCUGCCACCGAUGGAAAUACUGUCUGGACAUUGACACCAUCUGAGUUAGUUGCAGUUUUCUAUGCUGGAGACAACAUCUUCAUAUCGAAUGUUGGAGAUUCUCGUGCGGUGUUAGCAACGGCUUCUGACGAUGGCACGUUGGUUCCAGUUCAGCUUACAAUGGACUUCAAGCCAAACUUACCACAGGAGGCAGAACGGAUAUUGCAUUGCAACGGAAGGGUGUUUUGCUUAGACGAUGAACCAGGUGUGCAUAGAGUAUGGUUACCAGCUGAGGAAAAACCUGGAUUAGCAAUGUCAAGAGCCUUGGGAGAUUUAUGCGUCAAAGACUUUGGUGUUAUUUCAGUUCCUGAUGAUGUAUGCUCAGGCAAUUCAAUGAGUUCAGCAAGCACUUAAUGUUCAAUAGAUUUGAAGGACUAAAACGUCUUUUUAGUUAAGAAGAUAUGUACACCUGGAAGAUAACUGCAGCUAACUUUUCAUCCAUCACUUUUGGUCAAAACUUGCCUAGUUUAGCAAUAAAUAAAAAAAAUGGCCUACAUUUGAAAAGCACC
This is a messenger RNA of Papaver somniferum (opium poppy), 1758 nucleotides long. Its product is annotated as WAT1-related protein At5g45370-like. The record is from RefSeq and is a predicted model, not a curated record. NCBI's taxonomy places the organism in Eukaryota, Viridiplantae, Streptophyta, Magnoliopsida, Ranunculales, Papaveraceae. The transcript has 6 exons. The coding region runs from base 734 to 1603 and encodes 289 amino acids. Gene Ontology annotation, molecular function: transmembrane transporter activity. Gene Ontology annotation, cellular component: plasma membrane.